This is a messenger RNA of Sporothrix schenckii 1099-18, 588 nucleotides long. RefSeq lists its product as uncharacterized. The record is from RefSeq and is a predicted model, not a curated record. NCBI's taxonomy places the organism in Eukaryota, Fungi, Ascomycota, Sordariomycetes, Ophiostomatales, Ophiostomataceae. The transcript has a single exon. Bases 1 to 588 code for a protein of 195 amino acids.
AUGUGCCAUCUAGACUUCUCGCAGUUUGCCAAUGUGGACAUCAACGACAUGAACUGGCUGGGCAACCAGACCAAUUUCCGGUUUGACCCACAGCUGUUUGGUGACUACCGCGAGCCGCAGGAGAACAUUCUGUCCAGUGGUGGCUUCGACGACAGCUUUUUCAACGAUGCUCUGGAAAUUGACUUCACCACUCCGUUCAAUAUGGCGCCGAGCCCCGUCGUGCCUGGCGGUAACAAGAGCAAUCUGAUUGCUCAAAUCGACGCAGCCAAGGAGGGCGAGUUCGCCUCGUCGUCCAUUGCAGGCGCGGCCGGCGUUCCGGCUGUGGCCAAGCUUCCUGCUGCUGGCGGUAUGCUCACAUGCAACAAGAUUUGGGAGCGUCUGCAGAAUUGCCCCAAGGUCCAGAACGGUGACUUUGAUCUGGACGGCCUGUGCUCGGACCUGCAGAAGAAGGCCAAGUGCUCCGGGUCGGGUGCCGUCGUUGACGAGACGGACUUUAAGUUUGUCAUGAACAAGUAUCUCGACAAGGACGGCGAGUCCGACUGCGCAAAAGAUCUGAUAGACGACGUCGUCAAGGCGCCUGUCGCAUGA